Saccostrea echinata is the source of this 670-nucleotide messenger RNA. RefSeq names its product homeobox protein BarH-like 1. Gene Ontology annotation, molecular function: DNA-binding transcription factor activity, RNA polymerase II-specific; DNA binding. The transcript has 3 exons. Lineage: Eukaryota; Metazoa; Mollusca; Bivalvia; Ostreida; Ostreidae. Gene Ontology annotation, biological process: regulation of DNA-templated transcription. The record is from RefSeq and is a predicted model, not a curated record. The coding region runs from base 14 to 670 and encodes 218 amino acids.
AAUAUACCAUGUCAUGAUGUUCGGCCAGAAUUCACAAUCACUACGCCAACCCCCGAACUCCUCCUUCUACAUAAGGGACAUUCUAGGACCCGAUUCGAGACCAAUUGGGACAGCGGAAAAGUUUCCAGAAUAUGAACACAUCCAGAGAGACCCGUCCGCGACCACGUACCCUCCGGGUCCUUACACGAGUCACGUGAUGCAGCAUCAACCCCUGGUCCCGUCCACCAGGGCACAUCCUCUAGCUUACAGAGGCUUUCCGAUGGAGUCGUUACUGGACCUACAAGACACGAGUUCUCUUCCAAUUCCGCUUCCUGUUUACAUAAGAUCCCGCUCCCCCGGGGAGACCUCGGGAUUCUUAAAACCAAAGAAGUGUCGGCGGAGUCGUACGGUGUUUACCGAGCUUCAGCUAAUCGGCUUGGAGAAAAGAUUCGAAUCCCAGAAGUACCUGUCUACACCUGACAGGUUAGAGCUGGCGGAUUCUCUCGGACUUUCACAGGUUCAGGUCAAAACGUGGUAUCAGAAUCGACGGAUGAAGUGGAAAAAAUCCAUUAUGCAAAAAGAAAAACCUACAGGGCAGCCAGAUAUCAAAGAAAUUCGGGAAAAGAGUGACUCCUGUGAUCAGACAGACGGACAAAGUGUAAAAUCUCAGACUUCCAUAUCAUCAUCAUGA